Colletotrichum truncatum is the source of this 1296-nucleotide messenger RNA. RefSeq lists its product as uncharacterized. Lineage: Eukaryota; Fungi; Ascomycota; Sordariomycetes; Glomerellales; Glomerellaceae. The record is from RefSeq and is a predicted model, not a curated record.
AUGGCAGGUCCAAGCUUUGACUGGCCCGACGACGGCUUUACUAUCGGUUAUGAAAUCCCCGAGCUUCCGACCUACGACUUCCCUACAGACGGACCGAUUGGCGGACAACCAAGUUCAACCGCCGACCGAGCCGGCUCCGAUGUCGAACAAGCCGAUCAGCCAAGUGGCGAUCUUGCAUUACCUCUUCUUCGACUAACCGAUUGGGACAGCACUAAGCAGUAUGACAAGGACAACCCGGUGUGCAUUCAUUAUGAUUUUCGGUGGAAGGUCUCUCAACGUAGCAAGAUCCGAGCAAGGCAAGUUUGUUCGGAUACGGAUCUUGAUCUCGUUCUGGCUCCAGGCGAUUUCUGGGAGACUACUUUCAGGCCUCGACUUACAGCCCUAUUGGAGGAUGAGCACAAGUUUCCUACGGAUAAGUAUACAUAUGAAGAAGCGAUUGUCGACAUAUCUAUCAAGCAAAGCCGUCAGCAAGGCCUAAAGAAACGAUUCGAAGGCCUAAAAAUCGAUUGGAAUAUCCUACACAGUCAUAUAGAAGGCCUCAGCGUCUUAUUUAGUAAGAGGAGGAAGAUUACUCUUAGCAUCAAGAUUGUUUAUAAGGAAGCCACAGGCGAUGCCACGUCGGCAAAAGGCAAAAAGAAAGGGCAGAGCGCUACUAAGGCUCAAAAGCUUCAGAGAGCCGCCGAUGCCGGUCUUUGGACUCGAGUAUAUAAGCAUCAUCGCUGCAGAGGCAAAUUCUGCAAGCAAGGACCCCACUGCUGGAUUGACGAACGGGGAAACCACCAUAGGCUGCUACCGAGGCACCUAGAAGAGAUUUUUAAUCAUAUCCAGAGAAAUAUGAAGGAAGGAGAGAAAGAGGAGGAGGUUAACAUCAACAUCGAGAUCCCAUCCAAAAUUCUUGGUGACAUACUAAAUGACAGCCGGAAGCGGAAGGCGGAGGACUCCAUCGAUUGUCGUGGCUGCAAAGCUCAUGCCUCGUCAAACGGUAGGCUCCAUGGUAGCGGCGAGACAAGCUUCAGCAGUGACGCUAGGGAGGUUGAGGGUGAUAGGAUGGAUAGACUUGAGGAAUAUUACGACUGGAAUCUGCAACAAGUUAAAGACGAUAAGUGGAGAGAGGCCCUGCAAGUUGCGAAUCAGUUUGCGAUAGACCAGUUUCUCGAACUGAAUUCAAUCUUGAAGCACCCAAAGGUGGCUGCCGAUUUAAUGGUAAAAGGCGGGGUGAAGCCGGGCAUUGCUUUGCAGUUCGUUAGCAACGUUGAAAGGUUUCAGCAGAGACAAAGCCUUGAAGGCCAGAGUUAG